UGGGUGUUUACGAAUUGGAAUUCAACCGUCGUUCGCGCAAUUCUCCGUCGCGGCUGGCAGUCAUUCAGUUGUUUUCGAGUCGUCGCGUGGUUUGUAGUGAAGAAGUUCUGAAUAAAUUAUCAAAGUGGAGCGUGGGUUGUGAAAUAAUCACAUUCAGUGCGAAGUGCUUUCUGUCCGUCCUUGGCCUACAUUAGAUAUGUCAAGGUUGAUCCCCGCCUGCCCUUUAAUCGAAAGUUUUAAUUGCUCAGUUGAUAAUUGUAACCGCCGCUGCCUUUUUACGUUGUGAAGAAGCUCAACAUUCGCUACGUUCCUAUGAAAAGCGUCCUAGCUCCGCGCGCGACUAUCAUUUUCGGCAAUUGACUCGGGAAUUUGAGACACGCGACCGGGGUCUCAAGUGCCAAUUACACCCCCUCAGCCGGCGUCCAGGCUAGUCGCUCGAUUAAACCUUCAUUGCCGCCUCUAAUUCUUGACGGCAAUAAAUCAAUUGUCCACGUAAAAAGUGUUUGGCUGCAUUUAAGCUGUUUGUAAUCGUUUGUGAAUUUAUGCGGUGUCCACGAGAUUAACUCGUUAUUGGCCGGGGUUUCUAGGUGGUCAGUGUUUGCGGUGAGGGGUUGAGGAGGUCGAGUAGUCACCGACAUUCUCUAGGCAGUUCUUUGAUGUGGCGCCAGAAUGGCCAAUGAUUCAGAGACGCAAGGCAGGAGCAGGAGGCGUAAAGGGGUUGGUUGCCAGAGGCUGUCGAUGCGGGCCUCUGAUGCCAUUGCCGAGAGGUUCUACAAGAUAGGGCUCGUUGUUGCAUUGCAUCCAUGGAACACAAUAAUUGUGGUGCUACUGCUCGUUAGUGCAUGCUGUGUGGGACUGAUAAGAUUCGAAAUAGAAAAAGAUCCAUUGAAGUUAUGGGUACCGCCAGACUCAAAAUAUCUCGAAACCACGCGUUACAUCCUCAAACACAUUGGCGUAGGUAUCCGAAUGCAGAACGUCCUGAUUGUGGCGCCCAAUGUCCUCGAGCCACGAAUUUUAAAAAGGCUCGUGCGACUGCGAAAUGAAGUUAUUGCAACAAACGGGACGAACAGCACGGGAUCCGUAGUUCAAUGGGAUGAUGUCUGCAUAAAGAUACCAUACGUAGCGAAUGCUGCCGUACCAUUAAAGGAUCGUAGACGACGGGCAAUUACCAGUAACUCAACUACCUCAAUCUUCAACGAUGACGAUUUCGCUGAUAUGUUCGGGGAGACCGAAAAAGAGGUGGAAACAAACUCUGACUUUGACCCAAGCAUGGAUGUGAAUCCGGCGGUCUAUUGCAAGUUUCUGAAUAGUUUGAGGAAAGGAUGUUAUGAAAGGAAUAUCUUGGAUAUUUGGAAAUAUGAUGAGGAUUGGAUUGGACGAUUGUCUUUGGAUGAUGUGAUUGGGUACCUGAAAAAUACUACACAUAGUCCGAUAAGUGGACAUGAGAUGGACUACAGUGAAAUGCUGGGUGGUGUGACGAAGAAUAUUUUCGGUCAUAUAACGGCCGCUAAAGCCUUACUGAUGCAAUGGCCUACCAAAGUCAACUAUUCUGAAGCGGAUUCAAAGAAAACUGGAAAUUUAGCUGGAACAGAAUCAUGGGUAACAUUAGACGGUCUAGCCUGGGAGGAUGGCUUUUUGAAAACAAUGAACCUUCUUCGAGACCAAAUCGAAGACAACGAGACCAAAGUUUAUUUUGAAGCUGCUAAAAGCUUUGGAGAUAUCAGCGAGGCAACAAUGUUUCAAGACACCGAUAAGCUCAUCAUAGGAAUCAGCGUCAUGUUUAUCUACAUCCAAGUGGUGCUUUCAAAGUUCAGUUGGGUUGAAUUGCGGAUAUCACUUGGAAGUGUUGCAUUGCUUUCGGUGGGUUUAGCUUUUAUCUCGGCCUGUGGUAUCUGCUCAAUUUUGGGGAUUUCUUAUGGCCCUGUUCAUGCAUCACUGCCUUUCUUACUAAUGGGCCUCGGAGUGGAUGAUCUGUUUGUUAUGAUGGCUUGCUGGCGUGAAGUGAAAGAUAAGAACUUGUCGAUUGAACAGCGUAUUGCGUUGAUGUUGAAACAUGCUGGAGCUUCAAUAACGGUGACGUCGUUUACAGACGUUAUUGCAUUUUUGGUGGGAGCUUUUACGAUACUGCCGUCGUUACAAUCGUUUUGCUUAUAUGCUGCUGUUGGCGUUUUCAUGACUUACGUCUAUGCCUUGACCUUCCUAAUUGCAUUUUUUACUCUCGACGAAUAUCGGAUCAACGCCAGGCGAAAUGGUGUUCUUCCUUGCAUUGUUCAUAGCGAGGAGAAAACCGAGAUCUGUUGUGAAUUGAAUCUUAUGCAAAAAGCAAUAGAUAAAUUCUAUCGGAAAUUUGUCUUGACGAAACCUGGAAAGGCGAUAAUAAUAAUGACUGUGAUAGGCAUUUCGGGUUACAGUCUCGAGGGCCUUUUAAAGUUAGAGCAAAAAUUCGAUAAAGAUUGGUUUAUUCCUAAGGGAACGUACCUGCAGGACUACAUACACAAUUUGAAGAAAUAUUUCCCGGAUUCUGGAUACGACGGAUUCGUGUUCACCGGCCAAUUGAACUACACCGAAAGCCUGUCAAAAAUCUAUUCACUAGUAGAGGAUAUGGAAGAAAGGGAUCACAUAUUCUAUGAUGUAAAAUCCUGGAUUAAACCUUUCCACGCAUUCGUCAAAAAGUAUUGUCGCAAAGACUUCACCACCGAGAAACUAAGUGACUACGAAUGGCGUUUUUAUUUAUCGAAAUUCCUUCAUGGCCCAUCUGGCGGAAAGUAUCAAGCAAAUUUUCGAUUUAAAAGUGAUUUGAAAUGUGGAGAACCCGCGCCAAAUAUUACGAUGGCUUGGAUUGAUUUCCAAUUUGUUCAGUUUGAUCGUCGUGAUAUUUACGUUCCGGCCAUGCAUCAAAUUGAAGAAAUGAUUGGAAUGAAGAACUUGACAUCGGGUGAUGGGUUUUCAGGAGUUUGGGCAAGGAUAUUUGCUAAUUGGAUAACUGACGAGGUAAUCGACGUAGAAGUAAUUCGAAACAUAUUGCUCGCGCUACUUUGUGUUAUGAUUUGUACAUUUGUGGUUAUAAUAGACAUACAGACGUGUUUCUGGAUAUUCGUUUGCGUUCUUUUAACUCUGGUAAAUGUUUGUGGCUUCAUGCAACGCUGGGGCCUAACCGUAGACCUGGUCUUCUGUAUAGGUUUGGAGCUUGCAGCAGGUCUGUGUGUAGAUUAUGCUGCACACAUAGGUCACACGUUCUUAACAUACUCCGACGGAGAUCGCAACAAGCGAGCGUUGGACACAGUGAAUCAUAUUGCAGCUGCUGUCCUAUAUGGCGGCGGUUCAACGUUCUUAUCCUUUAGUAUGAUGGCAGGAUCAGAAGCAUACACAUUUCAGACAUUUUUCAAGAUUUUCUUCUUGGUCAUAGUAUUCGGUCUAUUUCACGGGGUUGUAUUUUUACCAGUAAUUUUAAGUUUAGUUGGUCCAGGGCCAUAUAAGAGUAAAUCAAUGGAUGACGUACGAGGGGAUGACUUUGGAGUGGAACUACAACCGAUUAGUGCAAAUGGCAAGGAGACUGUGACCCGGAGUAACAUCACAAACGCACAAGACGCAAUUGAUGAUUGUGAAAUUGUUAAGCUAAGUACGUAGAGUUUUAUUUAAAUGAUUGCUUAGAGGUAGGCUCGCGUGAAACUAUUUUUUACAAAGUUAUAGUUAUACUGUAUGUUUUUUAAUAUUUAAUGCACUGCUCGAUUAGUGAGUGAUACUGUUUUGGAAGAGAAUAAACUCUUUCUACUAUUGCAGAAGUGUUAA
Molecule: messenger RNA, 3789 nt
Organism: Hermetia illucens (black soldier fly)
Lineage: Eukaryota; Metazoa; Arthropoda; Insecta; Diptera; Stratiomyidae
Product: NPC intracellular cholesterol transporter 1 homolog 1b-like
Exons: 15
Coding region: 670-3627 (985 amino acids)
Cellular component (GO): membrane
Source: RefSeq, a predicted model, not a curated record